AUGGCCAGCGGUCUAGGAUCAAUAUCUGGCAUUGGGGCUGUGGAUGAUCCUCGUCUCAGCAAUGACGGCCGAGACCAGACCACUUACCCAACUAGGGUGCUGCAGAAGCUCCAUGAUUCCAGCAUCCCGCUAGAGGAAUAUCUGCACUAUGCAAAGAUGUCUCGAGCAGAAGAAGACCGUCUUUAUGGACCAGGAAGUGAUUACAUUGCGGGUCCCGGUCCAGUUAUGACUUUCAUCAAUGAGAAGAUCCUUCGCCAACAGGUGGAGCACCGUGUUGUUCCACAGCCACGACUAUCUAUCAGCGCCCAAGGAGAAGGACAGAUGGAAAAGACUCCCUCUGAUCCAGCCGAUGAAAAGACGGCAUACGAAAAGAGAGCGUAUCCUCCUAUGCCUAUCUCUGAUGACGAGUGGAUCCAGGCAUCACGGGCUGCGAGAACAGCUACUUGGGGUGCUGUCUUCUAUCUGAUCACGACCGAUAUUCUCGGCCCUUUCAGCACAGGUUACUCUUUCAGUCAAAUGGGUCUCGGACCCGGUGUUGCGCUCUUCACAGUCUUCGGAGCUCUGGCCGGCUACAGCGGAUAUCAACUUUGGCGUCUGUUCAUCCAACUCGACAGCGACCGCCAUCCGAUGAAAGGCUACGGUGACAUUGCCCUCCGUGUUUAUGGACCCUGGUUCCGACACACAUGCAAUUUUUUGCAGUCCUUCCAGUUCUUCUUGAAUGUCGCCUUGAUUGUCCUCAGCAGUGGCCAGUCCAUCAGCCAGCUGUCCAAGGGUAAUUUGUGCUUCAUUGUCUGCGUUGUGGUCUGCGCCAUUGCCGGAUGCUUGGUCGGACAAAUUCGAACUCUUCAGCGAUUCGGCUGGUUAGCUUCUUGCGCCGUGUUCCUCAACUUGUUCAUCAUCUUCGCUACCAUGGGUGUCAUGGCCCACUCGGACCCCAAUUAUGAACUCUAUGCAGCGUCGCACCCUGACUUUGACGUUAACCAUCCUGACCCUAUUCAAGUCUCGGGCUCCGCUCCCCCGGGCCUGGACAUCGUCGACAAUGUCAAUGGUUUGAUGAACGCCGUUUUCUCUUUCGGUGGAGCCACCUUGUUCGUUGAGCUGAUGGCUGAGAUGCGUCGACCCAUGGAUUUCUGGAAAGGUCUGCUGUGUGCCGAUAUCCUCAUCUAUGCCUGCUACAUGGUCUACGGCAUCUACUCGUACUGCAUGCAAGGGCAAUAUGUCUACAACGUCUCAUACCAAGGCGUCUCACCAUACGGCUGGCAGACAGCAUGCAAUAUCAUCGGUCUGAUCACUGGUAUCAUUGCCGCGGUGCUCUACGGCAACAUCGGGAUUAAAGUGCUCUACAACAAUCUUGGCCGGGACCUUCUCAACUUCCCGGCUCUGGAGACCAAAACGGGCAAAUGGAUCUGGGUGGUGUUUGUGCCCGUUUACUGGCUAACCGCAUGGAUUGUCGCCUCCUCCGUGCCCCAAAUCAACACAUGGAUCGUUAUCGUCGGCGCCGGUUGCAUUCUACAAUUCACUUACACAUUCCCUCCCUUCCUGAUGCUUGGCUUCAAGACCCAGCGCGAUGCCAUCCUCCCUCAGGAGACCUUCGAUCCGGCUACAGGCCGAAUUAAUCGCGUGGACAGCGGCAUUAAGCGCUGGAUCCGCGGUUUCAAGAAAGAGCUCUUGUGGAAUCUCUUCGAUCUCAUUUACUAUCUCGGCUCAUGUGUCACGUGUAUCCUCGGCUUGUACGCUGGGUUCACGACGAUGAUCGAUGCCUAUGAGAAUUCUCCCAACUUGUCGGCGUGGCGGUGCAGUUCUCCUACUGGGUGA
Messenger RNA from Rhinocladiella mackenziei CBS 650.93, 1815 nucleotides. RefSeq lists its product as uncharacterized. Gene Ontology annotation, cellular component: vacuolar membrane. The coding region runs from base 1 to 1815 and encodes 604 amino acids. Gene Ontology annotation, biological process: amino acid transmembrane transport. The transcript has 4 exons. Lineage: Eukaryota; Fungi; Ascomycota; Eurotiomycetes; Chaetothyriales; Herpotrichiellaceae. The record is from RefSeq and is a predicted model, not a curated record. Gene Ontology annotation, molecular function: amino acid transmembrane transporter activity.